Molecule: messenger RNA, 1571 nt
Organism: Culicoides brevitarsis
Lineage: Eukaryota; Metazoa; Arthropoda; Insecta; Diptera; Ceratopogonidae
Product: transcriptional adapter 2B-like
Exons: 1
Coding region: 102-1424 (440 amino acids)
Biological process (GO): regulation of transcription by RNA polymerase II; chromatin remodeling
Cellular component (GO): SAGA-type complex; nucleus
Molecular function (GO): zinc ion binding; chromatin binding; transcription coactivator activity
Source: RefSeq, a predicted model, not a curated record
AUGACAACAAAAAUAAAUACAAAAUUUUCCGAAACUUUAUUCGAUUUUUGGGCAUUUUGUGCGUCAAUUAGGGCGAAAAGCGCUCGUGCCUCGCCGCCGCCAUGGAAAUCUUCACCAAAUACACAUGCGUAAAUUGCCAGGAGGAGAUUACUGGCAUCGGAAUCUUGUGUCACGAAUGCACCGACGAAUACACGUCUUGUCUCGCCUGCUUCUCGUCGGGCGCGGAAACAGGCUCGCACCGCAACUCGCAUUCCUACAAAUUCAUCGAUACGGGUACGUUGUCGAUCUUUCGCGGCAAGAACGGAUGGUCGGCAAAGGAGGAGUUGCACUUGCUGGAUGCCAUCGAGCAAUAUGGCUACGGAAAUUGGCAGGAUAUCAGCAAGCACAUCGAGACAAAGUCCCCCGAAGAUGCCAAAGAGGAGUAUAUCAGUAAAUUUUUGCACGGCACUAUCGGGCGACAUACAUGGGGACCCGAAUUCGAGAACCGUCCCGUACUGAAAGACCAUACACGAGCAAGUGACACGACGCAAAUCGCGCGUUCGCAAACGGAAAAGUUGCCGCCUUUGGAUAUUUUGCCGGACGAGGCGCAGCAACUGGGCUAUUUGCCGCAUCGCGAAGACUUUGAAGUCGAAUAUGACGCAGCGGCGGAGAAAAUUGUCUCGAAUUUGCUCAUUACGCCGGAUGACGAAGACGUCGAUUUGCUUGUGAAACUCACGCAAAUUCACAUGUACACGCGACGACUGAAGGAACGGGCGCGUCGCAAGAAACUCGUGCGCGAUUAUCAGUUGGCGGCGCAAUUUUUCCGCGGCUCAAAUGCAGCAUCGCGUCGUUCCAGUAACAAAUCCUCCAAGGAGCAAAAGGAUUUUCGCGAUCGUUUCCGUGUUUUUGCCCAAUUUUACACAAGUUCGCAAUACGAACGCCUUUUAUACAGUCUCGAGGGCGAACGAACUCUCCGAAAUCGCUUGCAGGAGCUCACACGUUACCGCAAAAGUGGUCUCACGAAAAUCGACGAAUGCAUUUAUUACGAACAACAGAUGGCGCUGCAGCAAAAAGCAAAUCCCGCACGUAGCGACAUCUCGCAUCUCGACGCGAAACAAACGACGGAACGUUUGGCGCUGCUGCAUCAACUUUCGCAACAAAAUAAAAACAAACAUGGCGAAAAUAACGGCGAAUUGCAUCACAACAACAACAAUUCCGAUGAAUUUGCGUCGAAGGAGCUGCAAGAUGUCGUCAACCAGACACGGCGACAACUUUUGAACGCCAACGAAAUGCAAAUUUGCUCGAUAACGAACAAUCCGCCGCCGAAUUACAUCACGUGCAAAGCCGUCAUGCUUGCCAGUGGCGCGCAACGGUACCAACAACCCUCGAACGCGUCAGAAAAAAUGAUGAAAAAUUACUUUUCCAAAUGCGGAUGGCUGCAAUAACUCAAAAAAAAAAUGUUAACCUCUAACGGGCAUCGAUUAGAUUUUAUUGAAACGCUGGGAUUGAAGACUUUUAUUUUUAUUACCUUAAAAAAAAAUAUGCGCUCUUGUGAAUUUAUUGUAACCUGAAAAAAAAAAUAAAAAAAAUAA